CCUUGCAUGUUGCUGAUGGAGAGAGAGCAACAUUUUAAAGAUGAAACAGCAGUGGGCAUUGGCAUAUCAUGGCAACUUGAUGAAAUUACACUACAUUAUGGACAAAAUGAUGAAUUAGAUUUUAGAUUAAGCAUUCAAUUCCAGCCCAUGAAUUACACCAAUGUAUCAGGGAGUAAUCUCUGGAAGGCAUCCAUUUUUGGUAGUACCAAUGACCAUGGAAUUGGUGGGAAAUUUCUGCUAAAGGAGCAAAUACUUAGCAGUGAGCUUAGUAGCAAGGAACUUGUAGCAAAAGCUACCACGAUAGACUUUGGAACAAUAAAACUACAGUAUGAUUAUACACAAGUCUCAUGCUCAAGUAGCAAUUUCUUGUGCGUGGAAUUCUUCAGAGGAGAUGCACCGGAACCAGAUUUUGAUUUUGUGAUUGAUACCGAAUCCAGGUCACUGGUAGCCUGCAAGGAGCUCACAUGUAAAAAUGAAAUUGUUCUGUCAAAUUUAAGAGCUAGUGAAUCUAGUGUUACUGAUGUAACUAUUGGAUCAGUAUCUACAAUAAACUUCAAUAAUGUGAUUGCAACACACCAAGUGUUGGCACGAGGAGUCUCUGGUACAGAUUUGUGGCAGUUGACGAUGUGGGGAAGUGCAAAUGAGAAUGGAGAUGGAGAGCGUUUUGGAGUGAUAACGCAAAUUUUGACUGACAAUAAACAAGACAUUCCUCUUUUACCAACGGAUAUUGAACUGAAUCUUGGAAACAUUCAAGUUGAUUUUGAUGCAGCAAACAUACCUGCUGACGAUUUAAAAUAUUUAUGCCUUCAGUUGUCUGCAAAUGAAAAUGCCAUUCCUGAGUUCCAAGUGACUGCUUACCCUAAUGCAUCCUCACUCAUCACAUGUUUUCCUGCCUUAACAAAGCCUUCUGUGACCCUUCUAAAAAUUAAUUGGGAAGUAAGCACUUUAGCUCUAAUGAUUGGAGAGGAAGAUAACAUUAGUGCUACCUAUAAUGCAGAAAUGUCCAGUACUAGCUCAGCAGUUUCUGGUAAACACAUGUGGAAAGUUGGUAUUUUUGGCGCAACUAAUGUAGAAGGAUCUGGAGAGCGUUUUAACUAUAUAGAGCAAAUGCUGACAGAAGAUGAUCGUAGUCAGUCAUUAGCUGCUGGAGGAACUCUGCACUUUUUUAGUAAAAUUAAAUUUGACUUAUCUGGUACUGGUUGCAGCAAGUUUACGCAUCUUUGUACUGUCAUAUCCAAAGAUGAAAACUCCACUGUUGACUUUGAAUUUAUUGUUGGAUCUCUUGGAGUAAACUGUGAAAAAGCUAGUUGUUACAAUGAUGUCUCUCUUCAGUUUGUAACUGUACCAACAAGCCAAAUGAUUGUUAACCCAGGUAGCAGCAAAAAUCCUUUGACUUUUGAUGCCACUCUCGCAUCUCGAGGCCCAAUUGGAAUUAAUGGUACAAACUCUUGGAAGGUGAUGGCAUUUGGUAGUGAAAGCUCCCUUGCAACUGGUAUUCGGUAUAAUGAACAGCAGGUUAUCCAGGCACCACAGACUGAUACUGUAUUAAAUCCAUUCUUGCCUACACUAGAUCCCAUAGCCGAUAUGGGAAAUAUCACCUUUAACUUUGACAUGAGCAAACUUCCCUGUGGAGUUGUGAAAUUUAUUUGCCUCCAACUACAGAAAGGAGACAACCCAGAACACAUAUUCAACAUCCUCUACCUAAAUGAAAGAUUUGAGCUUGAUGUUAAUCAGGGUGCAACUUGUUACCCUAUCUCAUGUAGAGAAAUGAUAAUGACUAAUCUGACUUGGAAAUUGGAUAAGAGCAACUCUGUUAUUGGUCAACUGAGCAAAAACUCUUUAGUUGCUGACAUAGCCACUGCCCACGCCAGUAAUCCUGUAAGCGGUGAUGGUCUCUGGCAAAUGGCAAUCUUUGGCUCAAAAAAUGCUGAAGGAACUGGAGAUAGAUUCGGAGAAGUAUCUCAAAUUUUAAACAGUCAGCAAUCAAGCAAGUCUUAUACGGGUGCUGGUGCAACCAUGAACUUUGAUAAUGUUGUAUUCGAUUUUGAAUCUGGCUCAGUUGGAUGCAACUCUUUUGACUACAUCUGUGUAGAAGUAAAGAAGGACAGUAACCCUGAACCAGACUAUAUCUUGACAUUUAAAGAUGGUGGAGACAGUUUGAUAUCUUGUCAAAAGUCAAACUGUAACAAUGAGGUGGUUGUCAAAGAUGUACAAAUUAAACUGUUGGGUCAACUUUUAGCCAAUAGGCAUAACAAUAGCAUACAGUUGCAAUUCCUUGGAUUGCCAGCAGAAAUGACAGCUGGUUUAAGUGGAAUGGGGCUGUGGCAGAUAUCUAUAUUUGGGAGUACUGAACCUGAUGGCUCUGGCACACAAUAUGGCACACAACAGAAACUUCUUACUCCAGCUCAGCAAGAUGAGGCUCUGAUUCCAGGCCAAGUCUUGGACUUCUCAGACAUCAUUUUUGAUUUUGAUAUGUCUGAUCUCUCCUGUGAUAAGGUGAAAUAUAUGUGUGCCAGACUGGAGAUCGGUCAAAAUCCCAGUGUAGAUUUCACCCUACGAGGCAUAGACAAUGCUACAAGUCUUACGCAGUGUGUAGAAAUAGAAUGCCAAGGAGAUCAAAAAACUGGUGUUCAGGUUACUAGCAUAGAUUGGUCUAUUGGCACUGGCGCAUUGAUUAUUGGUGAAGAUGAUAACACAACACUAAAUUAUAAAGCAGUUAUGUCAGACAGUUCAAGAGAUGUGGAAGGCACAUCAUUGUGGACACUCAGUGUAUUUGGAGCCAAAAAUAUGCAAGGAACUGGUACUAAAUUUAGCUACAAGCCCCAGGCUUUAAAUGCUGUACAGCAGGCUAAGCCAUUAAAAUCUGUAAAUGGCAAAUCUGAACUUGUAUUCACUAUACCAGAUUUUCGCUUUGAUCUCUCUGGUGUGGGUUGCGGAGACUACAAAUAUUUGUGUGCCAAAUUAGACAAGAAUGAAGACGCGGACCCUGAUUACGAGUUUGAAGAUUCGGCUUUGAAACUUAACUGCAAGAAGAGUGAUUGCUAUAAUGAGGUUACUCUUGGUUUUGAGGCUCAGAGUACUGGUUCAUUGAAAGCUGCACCAAGGCUACCCAAAAACGAAAUGACUUUUGAGGCUGAUAUAGUUUCACGCGGCCCAAUAGGUGUCAAUGGUGUUAAUUCAUGGAAUGUAGCCAUCUAUGCUACUGAUACUGCUGAUGGUAAAGGUACCCGCUACAGCGAAACACAACAGUCAUUAAGUCCUCCGCAAAGUGCUACCAGACUUGCCCCCUUCUCUACAUCAAGGAUUGGUAUUGUACCAUACAACCUCGAUAUGACUGAAUUAAAUUGUGAACAAGCGCAGUAUGUCUGCUUACAUCUCACCAAAGGUAGAAAAUCGGAACAUGAAUUUACAAUCCACCCAAUAAACGGAGAGUAUAAUCCAGACGAGAAUGAACUCUACAAAUGUUUUCCAGUAGAGUGUGAAGGUGUUAUUGUAGAUGACUUAGACUUUUCAUUAGAAAGUGUUGAUACUAUGGUCUUGGGACGUGCUACAGGUGUCAGCCUUGAUUUAACAGCAGGCACAACUAUUGACAGUACUGCUACGCAAGGCGAAGGAUUGUGGAAAGUUACUGUUUUUGGUAGCAAGAAUAAGCAAGGCACCGGCCUUCGAUUUGGCCAAGUUGAUCAAGUUCUCUCCAAGAAUCAGGCAAAAACAUCUUAUGCUGGUUCUGGGGCAGAUCUUUCAUUCACUGGAGCUAAAUUUGAUUUUAAAAUUGCUGAGGUUGGAUGUGAGAAAUUUCCAUUUGCGUGUGCUCAGAUUCAACGUGGUGAUAACCCAGUACCUGAAUAUUCAUUCCAGUCUUUACAAAAAGGCAACCCUGACCUCUACAGAUCUUGCAAAAAAAUGAAGUGCAAUUCAGAAAUAAAGAUUGAGCGUUUAAAUAUGACGGUAACUGGCGGUAGUGUUGAAGACUAUUUACCCAGCAAUGAGGUGGACAUGUCUGUGUAUGCUGUACCAGACAGCGAAAUUGGCGUUGAGGGUGAAAAUCUAUGGCGGAUGUCACGGUUCCUGAGCCCUACCCAAUUUCCAACACCUGACACUCCACGAUAUGUACUCGAAACAGAUGAACUUUCCAAAGAACAAGCCGACAUACCACUUGUACCGGGAGACAACAUUCAGUAUGGUGCAGUAAAUGCGGACGUUGAUAUGACCAUGCUUACAUGCAAACAAACUGGGUAUAUCUGUGUAGAGCUAUAUAAAAACGAAAAAGCCAGCGUUGAUUUCACCUUCACUGCUGAUUCUCAGUUAAUAGAUUGUGAAGAGAUGCCCUGCAAAGAGGUGUACCUGAUGGGAUUUGACUGGGACUAUGAUCCAGAGAGUUAUGUUUUUGGACAGAAAACUCCUGGUGUAUUCCGUAGCAAUGUUACAUUUAGCCGUGAGAGCCAAGUUUUGGGUGCUGGGUCAGGCCUCUAUCGAAUUGGAAUGUACAGUAGUCGCAAUGCAGAUGGUUCUGGUAAGAAGGAACGGUAUAACUACCAGGUUCUCGACACCACCCAACAGGGACAAGCAAUGACAACAAAUGCAAGACGCGAACCAGACUUAAAGUACCCAAAUGUGCCAACAAGUUUUGAGAUUGGGUCUGUUGGUUGUGAUGGUACAGAGUACAUAUGUGCUGAGUUUACCAAGGGAGACAGUUCCAAACCUGAUUACACCUUGGUGGUACUAGGAGCAGAAGAACCGAUUAUGAGAUCCUGCAAAGAUGUACCAUGCAAUGCAGCUGUAAGAAUCAGAGAUGUUGACCUGUCUGCCACUGGAAAGGUGAAGUCAGACAAGAAGAAUCAAAUGGUUACACUUGAUGUUACUGGAUUGACUGAUUCUACUAGUGCUGGUGUGGUUGGCUCAGGCCUCUGGAACCUCAAGGCAUAUUUGUCCCCUGAUCAAAAUGGCUCUGUGCAGUCAUCAGUAAUUGCCAACACAUUAAACUCCGGCCAGAAAGAUCAGGAUUUGUUGAUGCCAGCUGAUCUUCCAUACGGAAAGAUUCCAGUAUCAUUUGACACAACUGGCAAGAAGUGUUCUGACCUGCAGUAUGUUUGUGUAGAGAUUUCAAGAGAUCAGAAUUCCGAUCCAGUGUAUGUUCUUGAAGGUGUUCCAGAUGAGGAGAGCUUAAAGAAAUGUACUAAGCUGCAAUGUGAAGGGGUCAUUGCAAAAGACUUGAUCUACCCACGUGUUGAAGGUGAAAACUACAUCAUUGGACGCGAGACACCAGUCAGGACCUCAAACUUUAGAGUUGAAUCAGACUAUGAGAGUGCUGGUGCAUCUGGUACUGAAUUGUGGAGAGUUGGCAUCUUUGGUAGUGACAAUGCAGAUGGAACUGGUGAUCGCUCAGGUUACAAGGAGCAGAUUCUAACCCCAGAACAAAAAGGCAUAACAAUGACAGGCAGAGGCCAAUUUCUUCCUCUGGGCGUUGUUGGUGGAGAUUUUGACAUGGGAUCUGUUUGUUCAAAUGGGCAAUAUGUGUGCAUGGAAUACGCUAAGGCCGACAACCCAUCACCAGACUUUGCAUUCUCUGCAAUUGGUGAUAAAGCCACACCAGAGAAUACGCUUGUAAAGUGUGAAAGACCAGCGUGCUCAGAUACUGUGGCUUUGCGUCGACUUGAUGCUGAAAUUGCACCAGGACAGGAUGAUGUUUAUGUAACAGAAGGCACUAAGAACAACCCACUGAAAGUAAAUCUUGAAGCUACACCUGCUUACGACAGUCUUGGAGUUGAAGGAAAGAAUUUGUGGAAGAUGUCCCAGUGGGUGUCACCAAACAGUGAUGGCUCUGGAAAGAAAUAUGGUUUGAAAGAUCAAGUUCUGACCCCACCAAAGGCUGGAACUACACUUGAUCCAGCUGAUUCCAGAAUGGGAUUUGGAGAAGUUGAAGUCAGUCCAAACUUACUGAAAACCGAUUGCAACAAAGCUAAAUACUUGUGUUUCAAGUUGGAAAAAGGUACCAAGCCAAAACCAGACUUCAAUUUCAGAGGUGAUGAAGAUGAACUUACAGACUGUGUCAACAUUGAAGAGCGUUGUCGUGGUGUUGUUGUAGAUGACAUGGACUGGGAAGUAGAUUAUAAACCAGGAUCAGUGAUUCCAGGUCAGCCAACCCCUAUCACAUUGGAUACAAAUAUCAGUACUGUACCAAACACGCGCAGUAUUUCUGGAAAUGGAAUGUGGAACCUUGCAGUUUUUGGAAGCCGCAAUUCUCAAGGAACAGGAGAUCGAUAUGGAGAGGUACAACAGGCGUUGAGUGAAGAUGAACAAGCCUUCCCACUUACUGCUGGUGAUCCAUUAAAAUUCCCCAAAACUAACACAGAUUUUGAUGUUGGCAGUCUUGGUUGCAGCAACUCUCCUUAUCAGUUUAUGUGUUUAGAAUUUUCAAAAGGAGAAUCCCCACGACCAAAAGACUUCUCAUUCACUGCUCUUCCAGAUAAAGAAAGCCUCAUCUCAUGCAAGGAGGCAGAUUGUAAUGAGGUCAUCCUUACUGGAACAGCUACAGAGAGAAAUAGUGGAAGCGUUGUUGAAGGGAGACAAAACAAUCCUCUCAGAAUCACAACAACAGUAGAAUCUAGUCCAGAGGGUGCUAGUGCAAACAGCCGAAGAUCAUGGACAAUGACUACAUUUGGUAGUCAGAGCCCCACAGGCCAAGGACCAAUGAUUAGUCCAGAAUCUGUGUACAUGCCGCCACAAUCUGCUGAUAGACCACUGACUGCUGGACAACCUAUGACAUUGGGACCAGUGGACACCAACUUAGAUAUGCGUGGGAAAACCUGCACUGAUGUUCCAUACAUCUGUUCAAGAGUUGACCAAGGAUCACGACCACAGCCAGACUUUGCUAUGACAACUAUGCCAGAUGACAGAGUUUUAACCAGCUGUUUCCCUAAUAAGGCCUGUGAAGGUGUUGUUGUCGAGGACUUUGAUUGGACAGUGGAAGGUGAAAUCAACAAAAACAGACCAUCAGAAGUCACAAUUAAUGCUAAUGCAGUGGCACCAGUCACCUCAGCUGCAGUAUCCGGAAAUGAUCUUUGGCAAGUCAAACUUUUUGGAAGCAAAAAUGAGGAUGGGACUGGUAAUGAAUUAAACCCAGUUUCUCAGAUCUUGGGUCCCUAUAAUUCAGGUCAACCUCUUAGUCCAGGACGUGGAGUUGAUUUUGAGAAUAUUCCGGUUGAGUACAACUUUGGUGAAUUGGGAUGUGGUGAAUACAAGUAUGCUUGCUUAGAGUUGUCCAAAGCACCGAACCCAAGCACAGAUUUUAGUUUCAAGGUGAAACAACCAGGAAAGCCUGAUGCCAAGACGAUUAAAAAGUGCAAGAAACAAGAGUGUCCAGAAGGUGUUGUAAUGGAAGAAUUGCAGACGAGACCUGUCUUCCCAUCAGGCUUAAAUGUUGUUGAGAAUAAACCAAGAAAUAGUUUAUAUUUAAAUGUGGCAGCUUUGCCAGCAAGCGAAUCCAAUGGCAUUGAAGGAGAUGAUCUCUGGCAGUUAGAUGUCUUUGGUAGUGAAACCAAAGAUUGUGCAGAGCCCAAACUCAACCCCAAAACAAAUGUCUUUACCUCAUAUGAAUCACGCAAAGAAAUAGCUCCUAAAGGCACCAGUAAUAAUCGCAAAAUUGAAUAUGGAGAUAUAUUUGUCGAUUAUAGUAUGGAAGGCAUAAGCUGCAAGAAAAUGAAAUACAUUUGCACAGAGUUGAAAAAAGGACCAAAUGCUGACCCUGAUUUUGCCUUGACUGCAAAGAACCGAUUAGUUGCUGCAAACCAAGUCAAGUGUUCAGGUGUCAAGGUGUAUGAUACAGAUCUGACGCUUCAAAGCUCAGGGGUAAUCGACAUUAAUAAGACAACAGUGAGGUUUGACUUCGACUUAGGAUUGGACAGCACAGGAGCAGAUGCCAUAUUAGAUAACCAAUGGAAAUUGACAACUUUCGUCGCAGGGAAGAUAGACGGGUCGGGUGUGAGAGAUGUGAGAGAGACACAAGUACUCUCUCCUGAUCAGAGUGGACGUUUGGUGGCUGCAGGAACAACAACUGUAUUUAGAGGCCUGGAGGCUUCCAUUGAACAAAGCGAUCUGAAUUGUCAAAAUGAUAAUUAUCUAUGUGCUGAGCUGAAGCCAGCUAAUGAUGAAAUGACCCUUGAAGGUGGUCCUCUGAUUAGCUGUGCUGAAGUACAAUGCGCACCUCCUCCUAGUCAGGUACUAUCACCUGGACCCGUUGGCCCAAAAGGCCAGAAGGGAGAACCUGCAGACAUCAAUAACAUGUUCCCUGGGGGAUUUCCAAUGGGUCCACCGGGACCAGCAGGUGCACCUGGAUCGCCAGGAGGACGUGGAGGACCAGGUCCAAGAGGAUCAGCUGGGUCACCAGGCCUAAGGGGAGACAAUGGUAUAGAUGGAUUAAAUGGUCUUCCAGGAUCACCCGGCCAGCCAGGACCCCCAGGACCCCCAGGACCCCCAGGCGAGUUGGUUGCAGCUGCCACAGUAGGCAAGACUAGCCAGUACAAAGGGCCCGCAUAUCCCUCGGGCUAUGCUGGGUACGGCAAUCUGGGUGCAGUAACUGCUGGACCACCAGGACCACGAGGACCACCAGGGCCAGCUGGAAUCAGAGGACCCCAAGGUAUUGCAGGAAACCCUGGAGAAUCUGGUGAUGUUGGCCAACCUGGACCUUCAGGACCAAUGGGACCACCCGGACAACAAGGACGUGAAGGAGAAUCUGGAGAUGAUGGUAGAGAUGGAGCCCCAGGACCAAUGGGUCCAGCUGGAUCAAAGGGACCCCGAGGUAUGCCAGGACCAAUGGGAAUGGCUGGACCAAAGGGACACAGAGGUUUCAUGGGAAUGAGAGGUGCUAAGGGAGACCAAGGUAAUGCUGGUGCCCGUGGUUCCGAUGGUGAGGCUGGCCAAACUGGUGCUCCUGGAGCCCCAGGUGCCAGAGGAGAAGAUGGUGCCCCAGGAAGCCAAGGUGCACCAGGUCCAUCUGGUGCCCCAGGAUCGCCGGGAUUCCCGGGACCUUCCGGAGCUAAGGGAGAGGCUGGUGCAGAAGGUGCCCGAGGACAGACUGGAUCACAGGGAGCACGUGGAGAACGUGGUCCAGGUGGACAACCAGGUAUCCCAGGAAAGGCUGGAGUUGCAGGAAGAGAUGGAGCCCCAGGAGCUAAGGGAGAAGUUGGACCUGCUGGAGCACAAGGACAGCCUGGAUUCCAAGGAGCAAGAGGAGCCCCUGGCGCUGCUGGAGCCCCAGGAGCUGCUGGUGGCAAAGGAGACACUGGCCCACAAGGUCUUCAGGGAGAACGAGGUGAGAUGGGACCACAAGGAGCAAGAGGAGAGGGUGGACCAGCUGGACCCCCAGGAGAAGCUGGUGAAGAUGGCAAGAGAGGACAGGCUGGUGCCCCAGGAGUACAAGGACCAACUGGACCUCAAGGUGAACGUGGACCAGGUGGACCAAGUGGUGCCCCAGGACCAGGUGGAGCUCCAGGAGCUGCUGGACCACAAGGAGAACGUGGUGCAAGAGGAGAACCAGGAGCAAAGGGAUCUGAAGGUGACCAAGGACGACAGGGUGAUGCCGGUAUCCCAGGCCCACGUGGUCUCCCAGGAUCACCAGGAAAGGAAGGACGAGAUGGCAAACCAGGCCCACAAGGAGCAGGUGGUGAUGAUGGUCGCCCAGGUAGCCCAGGUCCACAAGGAGAACGUGGUCCAGCAGGUGUAACAGGACUUACAGGAGCAAAGGGUGAUGUUGGAGAUACUGGACCAGAGGGACCACAGGGUGAGCGUGGUGCACCAGGACCAGGAGGAGAACCAGGUAAACUUGGUAACCCAGGAGCACCAGGACCAGCAGGUGCAGCUGGACCACAAGGAGAACGAGGACCAGCAGGAGCCCCAGGACAACAAGGUUUCAUGGGUAGCCCAGGAUCUCCUGGAGCACAAGGUGAGGCUGGUCCACCAGGAGAAGGUGGUGCUAAGGGAGAGACUGGACAAUCUGGCCCACAGGGACCAAGGGGUGAACGAGGUAGCCCAGGAGAACGAGGUGUUGCAGGAUCCCCAGGAGCUGCAGGUCUGAGAGGACGAACUGGUAGUGCCGGUUCUGAUGGACAGAAGGGAGCACCAGGACCAGCAGGAUCAAGAGGUGAACCAGGCCCACAAGGUUUGAGCGGUGUACAAGGAGAACGAGGUCCAGCUGGUAUUGCAGGAGGUAGAGGACCACAAGGUGAGCGAGGCGCUGCUGGACCAGCAGGACCUGCAGGAAAGUCUGGUGAACGAGGACCAGUUGGCGCAAUAGGACCUACAGGACCACCAGGACUUCCAGGUGAGAAGGGAGAUGUUGGUGAGCCUGGUCCUUAUGGUGCCCAAGGAGCCAGAGGAGAACAGGGUGAAUCUGGUGCACCCGGCGCAGCAGGUGCAAUCGGUAUGCCAGGACCCCCAGGUCCUGCUGGAGGACAAGGGCGAAAAGGAGAUACUGGUUCACCAGGAGAAAGAGGAGCACCUGGACCAUCAGGACCAAGUGGACAAACAGGUGCCCCAGGACAACAGGGAGCUCCAGGUGUUUCUGGACCCAAGGGAGAGCGAGGUGAAGGUGGUGCUGUUGGUGCUGCUGGACUUCCCGGACCAAUGGGACCCGUCGGCCCAGCUGGCCCAACCGUAAAUCAGAUAGAUUAUAAACGUCCACCCGGUGAACCAGGUAACGAUGGGCAACCAGGACCACAAGGUGCCCGGGGAGAUAAGGGAGAUAGCGGACCAACUGGUGCACCAGGUGCCCCAGGCAUUGCAGGAGCACCAGGAGCACCAGGUGCCCAAGGAUCUGAUGGUGAACGUGGUGACCGUGGUAAUCCAGGUGUUGCUGGUCCAGCUGGACAAGCUGGUGAACGCGGUGCAGUUGGCCCUGCUGGUCCAGCUGGUGCCCCAGGUGCUCAGGGAGCUCGAGGUGCCCCAGGUGCUGCCGGUCACAAAGGUCAUCCAGGUAUGAUGGGAGGUCCAGGUCUUCCAGGUCCACAGGGUCCCCCAGGAGAAUCUGGUGCAAGUGGAGAAACAGGAGCUCCAGGUCUUCGCGGACCCCCAGGAACACGAGGUAGCACUGGUCCAGCUGGUAACACAGGUCAACAAGGUCGCACUGGUGCUAGUGGUGCCCGUGGUCCUCGCGGUGAAGAUGGUACCCCAGGUCCAGCUGGUCCACCAGGGCCCCCAGGUCCACCAGGUCCACCAGGAGAUGCAAAUGCGUAUGCCGCUGCAUACUUAUCAAGGUUGGCUGCAAGUUCCACAAAAGGCGUUGAUGCGACAGGUUAUCUAUAUGGUGACCAACCUUAUAUGGGUGACCAGGCCAAUGACGAAAAUGUUGAGCUUUCAGAUGUUGAGAUCCUCCGAGCUCUCCGAUCACUGAACUACCAAAUCCAGGCCAUCAAAUCUCCACUCGGAACCAGGGCCAGCCCAGCCAGAACCUGCAAAGACCUCUUCCAAUGCUAUCCAGACCUCCCAAGCGGAAAGUACUUCAUUGAUCCUAACCAGGGAUGUAGCUCUGAUGCUUUUGAAGUAUACUGUGACAAGAAGACUAUGGAGACGUGCGUAGUACCAACAAAUGGAAAGGUUCCCCGUGCCUCAUACUACUAUGGCAAGUCAAAGAGCGUCUACUUCAGUGACAUGAAGGGUGGCAAAACCUUCGCAUACGCCGACCAAGCACAAAUGGCAUUCUUGAGACUCCUUACCACCAAUGCCCGCCAGAACGUCACGUUUCAAUGUUUGAACGCCGUCGGCUAUGCUAAUUCUGAUGGCAGCCUUGACAACUCCAUCAAACUGAUGACAAGCAGUGAAGUUGAGCUGACCGCCAAUGGCAAAAAACAAUUCCGAUAUUCAGUACUUGAAGACGGCUGCAAAGAUGCUGCAUCCAAUGAAUGGGCCAAAACCGUAUUCGAAUACAACACAAAGAAGAACACUCGACUACCCGUCAUUGAUGUAGCAAUUUCCGGCCUCGGCAGUGAAACCCAAGAAUUUGGUCUCGAAAUUGGAGCUGUCUGCUUCUCAUAAAUUUCCACGUAACCAGGCUCUUUAGAGGGUAUAACAUCAAAGGGAAGAAAUGGUUCUUUCAGUGCCGGUCAGAGUCUGUGUUCCAAGGCUGAAUUGUUUAGAUUGAUUAGGGACGUACAUAUUUUAAGCGAUUUUAAGAUGAUUUCAAGAUGGUGCUUUUAAAUAAUAAAAAAAAAUUAAUUAAAAAAAAAUCUUUGUAUGUAUCUUUUUAACUUGUGAAUGGGAAAAAUCAAGGGAAUUGAACCCUAGUAUUACCCAAAGUGGAUUAAAUGGUGCUAAUGGGCUAGAAAGAGCUUAAAUCAGGCUUUUGAUUUACAGUGACUUUUUUACCAUCUUUCGCUACAGUGGCUUGCGCAGACGUAGUUCUAGAUGUGCAUGUAGAGUUAGAUGCUGUAUAAUUCAGAGUUGAUGUUUUUUUUCCAUCCGUCUAUCACACUAGAGAGAUAUUUUAUUCAUAUUAGUUCUUCCAUUAUAAUUAUUUUUAAAUUAAAAUAUGUUUUAACUAAUUGAAAAUAUGCAACUUUUAUUCUCAUAGGAAAAAAAAAACUAUGCAACAUUUUUAUAAUUGAAACGUGCUUCAUUUCAAAAUAAUAUACAGUUUAGGAGAUAUGUUGUUGGAAUAUAUUUUUAUAUUUUUGUAUCAUAAAACUCUGAUCAUGAACUUUGACCAAAGCACUAUGUCAUCAGGUGAAAAGCAAAGUUGUCUGUACAACUGUACUGUACUCUACUGUACUUUAAGAAGGCACUUGUUUAUAGACAGGAGUAAGAGUAAGACCGAACCUGUCUAAAGACCUGUGAGCCUGUCCAGUUCGAACCACUUUCAAAUGUCAAAAAGUUUUUUUAAUUCUAUGAUGUCACCCAACUGUUUGAAUUUGUGAAAUAAAAAUCUUCCCUUGAAGAGCCCAUAA
Messenger RNA from Anneissia japonica, 12935 nucleotides. RefSeq lists its product as uncharacterized. Bases 7 to 12027 code for a protein of 4006 amino acids. NCBI's taxonomy places the organism in Eukaryota, Metazoa, Echinodermata, Crinoidea, Comatulida, Comatulidae. The record is from RefSeq and is a predicted model, not a curated record. The transcript is spliced from 53 exons. Gene Ontology annotation, molecular function: extracellular matrix structural constituent.